This is a messenger RNA of Penicillium argentinense, 885 nucleotides long. RefSeq names its product Ac45/VOA1 transmembrane domain-containing protein. The transcript has 5 exons. Bases 1 to 885 code for a protein of 294 amino acids. Gene Ontology annotation, biological process: (1->6)-beta-D-glucan biosynthetic process; fungal-type cell wall biogenesis. Gene Ontology annotation, cellular component: endoplasmic reticulum membrane. The record is from RefSeq and is a predicted model, not a curated record. NCBI's taxonomy places the organism in Eukaryota, Fungi, Ascomycota, Eurotiomycetes, Eurotiales, Aspergillaceae.
AUGCAUCUAAGCAGGUUCGGACUGCUUGCCCUUGGGGCAGCUGCGGUUGAUGCAUUCCGUGAUACUUCUCCUUUCUUUUUUGCGUCGACAUCUGAGCUGUUGGCAAACUCCGCAUACAUCAAGACCGGCGCUUCUUUGCUCCACGAUGUUUCCACCUCCCUGAGCACCUGCCCCUCGGACUACUAUGUCGUCGUUCAUCAGCCCGGUGUCCAUAGCACCGAUUUCGCGACUCGCAAGUCGGCACCCCGCCUUGGCGCGAAGAUGCUCGGCAAGGACAAGUCGAUUCGGUCCCAGAUGAGUGUCAAUGAGGUCGCAGGGUUAAUGGAUAUCAAGGAGAUUAAGAGCGUCUUGACGGAGAAGUGCAAGGCGCAGACUACCUCCAUCGACGGUUCCACUGGCGAAUACCCCUCAUCUUUUGAGUCGGGUCCUCGAAUCAUCGAUAUCGAAUUCCCCGUACUCCCUCUGGGCUCGGACCGCGCCUCCCAGCUUUCCGACAAUGAUGGUCUCCUCUCCGAUAUAAUUGAGCGUAUUCCUUCCGGCUUCAAGUACACACUCCUUUAUAUCACCUCGCCGCGCGAGUUCCCCGAGACCGACUCUGUUGUCUACAAAUCCGACUCAGGCAGCUACCAAGACUCCAUUCACAUGGAUUUGAAGCGCGACUACUCCUCCUAUUCCUCCGACUCUAGCGACUCCGACUCGGAUCGCAAGACCUCACUGUUCGAUGAAUACCAAUACUUCACUCCUGGUAUCUUCAUGGGUUUGAUGGCUACCUUCAUCUUCAUCGUCAUUCUAUACGUUGGUGUCACUGCCCUGGGCAGCCUUCAGGUCCCCUACGCUGCAUUUGAGAAGGACACUUCCGCUGCUGUGCAGAAGAAGUCACAGUAA